AGUCUUGCCAACCAGCACACAGAACUCAGAGUCAUCGCGGCCAGGCUGAGGGAAAGGUUGUGUUUGGUUUUGUGUAUAGUAAACUUUUCGUAGACGCUCAAGAUGCCGGACCACUUAGGAGCUGACAUGCGGAAGACCAACGAGGAUAAGUCGGAGGACGAGCCCAUUAAGGCUCUGGACGAAGCCGACAUAUCCUUGCUGAAGACCUAUGGUCAAGGGCCAUACACCAAGGUGAUCAAGAACAUCGAGGAGGACAUUCAGAAGACAGUCAAGAAAGUCAAUGACCUCACAGGCAUCAAGGAGUCAGACACUGGCCUGGCUGUGCCUGCCCUCUGGGACCUGGCUGCUGACAAACAGACUCUACAGAAUGAGCAGCCCCUCCAGGUUGCCCGCUGCACCAAGAUCAUCAAUGCAGACUCUGAUGACCCUAAGUACAUCAUUAACGUGAAGCAGUUUGCCAAGUUUGUGGUGGAUCUGGCAGACUCCGUGGCCCCAACAGACAUUGAGGAGGGGAUGAGGGUUGGAGUGGACCGAAACAAGUACCAGAUCCACAUUCCACUCCCACCCAAGAUUGACCCGUCUGUCACCAUGAUGCAGGUGGAGGAGAAGCCCGACGUGACCUAUUCAGACGUGGGUGGCUGCAAGGAACAGAUUGAGAAGCUGCGGGAGGUGGUGGAGACGCCCCUGCUGCAUCCAGAACGCUUCGUCAACCUGGGCAUUGAGCCUCCUAAGGGUGUGCUGCUGUUUGGGCCACCUGGUACUGGCAAGACUCUGUGUGCUCGUGCUGUGGCCAACCGCACCGAUGCUUGCUUCAUUAGGGUCAUCGGCUCGGAGCUGGUGCAGAAGUAUGUGGGAGAGGGAGCCAGGAUGGUGCGUGAACUGUUUGAGAUGGCCCGCACCAAGAAGGCAUGUCUCAUCUUCUUUGACGAGAUUGAUGCCAUUGGUGGCGCUCGCUUUGAUGAUGGGGCAGGGGGUGACAAUGAGGUGCAGAGGACUAUGCUGGAGCUCAUCAACCAGUUAGAUGGAUUUGAUGCUCGUGGCAACAUUAAGGUACUGAUGGCCACCAACCGACCUGACACCCUUGACCCAGCCCUCAUGCGACCUGGCAGACUGGAUCGUAAGGUGGAGUUUGGCCUGCCAGACUUGGAGGGAAGGACACACAUCUUUAAGAUCCACGCCAAGUCUAUGUCUGUUGAGCGAGACAUCCGAUUUGACCUGCUGGCCCGCCUCUGCCCUAACAGCACAGGAGCAGAGAUCCGGUCUGUGUGCACUGAGGCUGGCAUGUAUGCCAUCCGUGCUCGUAGAAAGGUUGCCACAGAGAAGGACUUCUUAGAUGCAGUGAACAAGGUCAUCAAGGCUUAUGCUAAGUUCUCUGCCACUCCACGCUACAUGACUUACAACUAGGUAGGCACACACACACACACACACACACACACACACACACACACACUUCGCAAUUUAUAUCCCUCGUUAUAAUUAUAAACUGCAUAUAGAAUCAUUAUAAGCUUUGUCCCUCCCACUUUAUGUAUUUAUUUACAGUCUUACAGAAGACCUCUGACUGGUUUGUAAAGGAGAGUAAGGAGUAAAUAAAGAAUUUCUUUGUA
This is a messenger RNA of Scylla paramamosain (green mud crab), 1604 nucleotides long. RefSeq names its product 26S proteasome regulatory subunit 7-like (gene Rpt1). Gene Ontology annotation, biological process: proteasome-mediated ubiquitin-dependent protein catabolic process. Gene Ontology annotation, molecular function: proteasome-activating activity; ATP binding; ATP hydrolysis activity. NCBI's taxonomy places the organism in Eukaryota, Metazoa, Arthropoda, Malacostraca, Decapoda, Portunidae. Gene Ontology annotation, cellular component: proteasome regulatory particle, base subcomplex. The record is from RefSeq and is a predicted model, not a curated record.